GUGACAUCAUCAAAGGUCCUUUAGCUUGCUUGCUCUUUACAUCUAUAACAUCUACUUCGGGAGAUAUUCUUCCUAUUAGAGUUGUGUCCUAAGUGAUCGUGACGUCACAAUGCCUAAAGUACCUCAGAAUAAAGGUAAACAGGAAAAGAAGGUCAUCCAUCCUUACAGUAGAAAAGCUGCCCAGUUAGCUCGAGAAGGCCACAAGCAGGACAGAAGGGAGAAGGUGAAAAACGAAAAAGCCUUGAAGUUAAGCAUUCUUCGGGAAAAACUUGAGUGGUUUCAAAGUAAUCUGGAUCCUAACAAAACAGAGUACACUAAGAAGGAAGUAUGUGAGCUCAUUGAAAGCUAUUUGCAUCGGUUUGAUACAGAACUGGAACAAAUUGAAUUGCAUAACAGCAUCAAAGGCAGACAAGCGAGACAGCAUGGCUCCCGAGAGACUGCCAUUAAACAGACCAUAGAGCACGAAAGAAGGCUGUACAAUGGAUAUGGAAUGGAGAUACCAGACAUUGCGAAUACAAAACACUUGAAAACCUUUAGAGAAUGGGAUUUGGAUCUGAAGAAGCUGCCAAAUAUUAAAAUGCGCAAAUUUGCAGUCAGUGACUCGCUGCCUAAAAUUAAGAAAGACAUUUCAGCAGAAGAGGUUGAAGAUGAAGAGAAAAUGGAAGAUAAAGACAGGUCUUCUGAGUCUGAGGACAAUGAAAGCCAGUGAAUUGUUCCAAGAGACUGCUAAAUUUACCUAAAACAAAAGGAACCUAGUAACCCAGACAGCGAUGCCGUACUCUGCUAUAAAGAAACUUGCUUUUGAUUUGGAACAACUUACAUAACUAUGAUUCCUAGCAGAAUGAAAUUCAUAAGUGUCGUCUUCGCAAGCUUGUUUCAUGUUAAUAAUUCACAUUGGUGAGAGCUGUUCACGCCAGAGAUAUGAAGAAAACAUAUUUGAUAUUUUUGUGUUUAGAAAUGCUGAGGACUACAGCUCUGCGUCUCAAGUGAGAUGAUUAAGUGAAGUGAGAAUAUAUUAAUAAGAAUUAGCUCCACUUCAUGUGCUGGGAUUAAUUUGUGUCUUGAGUCGAGGACACUGCAGGAAUUUUAAAAGGAUUUGUGUGGUUGUGGUUUUCUCUUGCCGACAUAUGUUUAAAUCAAGGCAAACUUUACGUUAUAUCGUCAACAUCCAUCUCCAAAAGUGCUGUUACUGUUGACGGAGUAAGUUGGAAAUGCUGUGCUCUAAAUAAAUCAGAAAUUUAGAGGAAAUAUAUAUAAAUAUAUAUUACUCUAUUUUAAUUAUCACCUAUAUGUUGUCUGUGAACUUUGUUAUUAUUGAUGUUAACUUUUAAGGCUGCUUUCACACUAUAUAAAUGCCUUUUUUAAAGAUCCGUUAUAAUAACCCUUCAAUAAAACCAUUAAAAACGUCUGUUAAACGGCUGUUACAAAAUCUCAUUAUACUCUAUGGGAUUUUAACAUUAUCCGUUUUAACCCGUCAUAGCCCAUUAUUAACGGGUGUUAUUUUGUGACGGGAGAAAGUAACGGGAGAAAUAGUGCAUGCACUGUAAGGGAUUUUGUAACGGACGAUUUUAAGGGUUUUCAUAACGGAACAUUAUAACAUGUCUUUAAAACGGAUGAAUUUAUAGUGUGAAAGCAGCCUAAGCUGGGUCCACAUUUAGUAUUUUGGUCAGUAUUUUUAGCCAAAAACAGGAGAUUUUUCAUUAUUUUGCCUAAAAUACUAUUUAAAAUACAGUGUUUAAACCUAUCCUUUGACUGUGUUUAGACAUCAUUUUUCUUGAGUCAUUUUGGUGCACAGAACAUGUUAAAAUGAGCUCCAAAAGCAAUGCGUGCAACAUUGUUUUCAAUGUUUGCAGUGUGCUGCAGUACACACAGUAAAUUGCAGCGCACAUUAUAUAAUAGAAAAAUAGGGAAUGUACAGGGAACCUUUAA
This is a messenger RNA of Hyla sarda, 1929 nucleotides long. RefSeq names its product translation machinery associated 16 homolog (gene TMA16). NCBI's taxonomy places the organism in Eukaryota, Metazoa, Chordata, Amphibia, Anura, Hylidae. Bases 110 to 709 code for a protein of 199 amino acids. The record is from RefSeq and is a predicted model, not a curated record. Gene Ontology annotation, cellular component: nucleus. The transcript is spliced from 7 exons.